This is a messenger RNA of Amoebophrya sp. A120, 2089 nucleotides long. NCBI's taxonomy places the organism in Eukaryota, Dinophyceae, Syndiniales, Amoebophryaceae. The record is from the annotation of a GenBank genome assembly.
AGGAAACUUCUUCCGACGAACCCCAACCCGCUGAGGAAAUCAUGUUUUCAAGAAAUUAGAAAUUUUGACAAAUCACCUUCUGUUUUGCGCGCGCUUAUUUCUCCAUUCAUUAUAAUUUUUCCCCACCACUUUAUAUCAUUCAUUGUGGCCGUGACAACUAGUACAUUCUCAUUUUGAAAUUGUAACUGACGCAGCUAUGCAUCGUGGAGCGAUGAGGAUGAGGCAGUUGUUGGCAGCUUCUCUCGUCUGCACCUCUGCUGUUCCUCACAUCAGUGUUUCCAACAUCGUUGCCGGCCUGCAGGUCCGCACGCAGUCACAGACGCAGCACAGGACGGUUGCCGCGAGGAAAACUACUACAACAAAAAAUGCGCGACGAGGAACUACUGCUGCCAGCAGCAGUAGAAGCAGCACGAUGGAAGUACUAGAACGUGAAGAAAAUUUCGCAUUGAACCAAGAUCAGCACGUCAGCGAUUCUUCUAUGCGGAAACUCCUCCCCGAGAUUCGGUUUGUACAACCUCCACCGGGUCCAAAAGAAGAAACUAUGCUAGGGACGAGUCGGAACAAGGAAGAGCUGGGCGCGCCUAUGCUGGGCUCGUCGGCACAACUAGGCGGCGGCGGAACGAGUCCUGACGAUGGUGCAGAAGUUCUCCAGGAAGAGGCUGACCCCGAGCUCACCCAAGUUGAGCCCGCCCUGGGCCUGAACGGCAAGCAGUUGAAGUUCAUCUCGUGUUGCGCGCUGUUCUGCACCUUGAUCACACUUUUCAUCACCUUUUACAUGUGCUUCACUCGGGAGCGCCCAUGCACCCGCGUGGGCUACGGCUGCCUGGCCUGCGAGCGGAUCGUGUUGCUGGAAGACGGGAGUUCGGCGAAGGCGGGCAGUAUUAAUAAAAGUGGAACAAAGGUCGUGAACCCGGCUGUCCAAGCCUCGCACGAACACGUAUGACAGUGCAUAACUCCCCCUCCCCCUCAUUCGUCAUGCAAACUACCCAAUCUUCCACGCUUUGCCUCUUGGCACUGUUUGCAUGACAAGUUCGGGUAGCCCAAAUAGCAUUAGGCUCUGGCUACACUCCAGUGCAGAUUUGUUAUGCAAAACCGGCAGUCGUCUUGCUGAUGCUUGUAUUGCCGUUCAUGCUAUACAAAUGAGGGGGAGGGGGAGUUGUGCACUUUCAUAACACGUCUACGACCUGCAGAAACACGAUCGGACCGUCAGCGCCCUAUCAAGUGCAACCUAUAUGUAGUCUGGGUCUGGAAUAAACUUGUGAUGCAACUGUGAGAAUGAUAAGGCAAACUCUAUUACUUCUGGGCCACGCAUGACAAGUUUCUGAGCGACGUACGUCUUUUAUAAACCGCAUGACGCACUGCCUUUUUGCAUUACACAAAAGAGGCAGUAUAAAGCAUCACGCAUUACAGAUUUUUCACACGUGUCUGUCACGCAUGACAAACCUUGCAUUCUUCCAGACCCAGACAUAUUUGCAGUUGAUACGCCCAGGCCAUCCACCAAACCGCUCACAGCCACGAGAGCGUCAUCCCGGCCCCGACAUCCACGGCUGUCGCAGAGGGCGAAUCGGACAACGACCCGAUGAUCGAAACGGGUGGUCGUGGUCAACACCGGACGCACGACCACGGACCAUCGGAGCACCACCACUACGGCUCUAUGACUCAGCGGGCCACCGACCGGCUCCACCAUGAUGCGCUGGGGGGUGCCGGCGUGCACGCCCACAGCCACGAAGACCAUGACCACCAGCACAUCACGGACAGUCCCAGCGUCUGGACCGGGGCCGGCUCUGCCGCGUCCUCCUCUGUGGCGGCAGGCCGGGCCGCGGGAGUGUCGGCGGGAGCUGCUAGUGGUGCAUCUUUGUCGAAAAAAUCUUCAGGCAGCAUGGUGCAGAUGAUGCCAGGCGCCGCGGCACCACCGCGAGUGAUGCUUCCGCAGCCCGAGGGCGAAGAACAAUCCGAGUACGAAGAGGGCAGUGGGGAGGAGUCCGACGACUCUUCUAGUGGUACUUCUUCCUCGUCGGAAAGCGACAGUGAGAGCGAAAGUCAGAGCGAGAGUUACACUGACGGGUCUUCCGGCCUGUUCUAUCAAUGA